This is a messenger RNA of Polychytrium aggregatum, 1757 nucleotides long. RefSeq names its product glycosyl transferase. Bases 141 to 1646 code for a protein of 501 amino acids. The transcript is spliced from 11 exons. Gene Ontology annotation, cellular component: endoplasmic reticulum membrane. Gene Ontology annotation, molecular function: dolichyl pyrophosphate Glc1Man9GlcNAc2 alpha-1,3-glucosyltransferase activity. The record is from RefSeq and is a predicted model, not a curated record. Gene Ontology annotation, biological process: protein N-linked glycosylation. Lineage: Eukaryota; Fungi; Chytridiomycota; Chytridiomycetes; Polychytriales.
CCGCUGCAGGGCCUUGCUGGGGCUCGGUUGGGCUGGCCGUGGCCAGAUUCGGCUCCGCCGAUCGGGUCGACAAACGAGCGGGACUCUCUGACUUGAUCUGAGCCUGCUCUGCGCCGCUGGUCAGCACCGGACUGCCAACGAUGGCCAGCCGCAACGCUUUGCGCAUAUUCUUGCUCGCCGCUCUCAUCAAGCUCCUCCUCGUGCCUGCCUACCACUCGACCGACUUUGAGGUCCACAGGAACUGGCUCGCCAUCACACACUCGCUCCCUAUUUCAAAAUGGUAUUACGAGGACCGAUCCGAAUGGACGCUCGACUACCCACCCUUCUUUGCCUGGUUCGAGUUUACACUCUCGCAAGUGGCCCAGUUCUUUGAUCCUCGGAUGCUGGAUCUCGACAACCUCGGCUACGCCAGUUUCGAAACCGUUCUCUUCCAGAGACUGACGGUGAUCACAACCGAAGUCGUGCUAUUCCUAUCGGUACUGAGGGUCCUGCGUCCUGUGAAGGACUCGCUUGUCAAGGAUAUCCUCACCGGCUUGAUCUUCCUCAACCCCGGCAUCCUGUUCGUGGAUCACAUCCACUUCCAGUACAACGGCUUCCUCUACGGCAUCCAGCUUUACUCGAUCGCCGCCUUUCAGGAGGGCCAACACCUCAUAGGCGGAGCGCUGUUCGCCGUAGUUCUGAAUUUCAAGCACAUCUACCUUUAUCAAGCACCGGCAUACUUUGUCUAUCUUCUCAGCGGCUACUGCUUCAGCGCCAAAUCCGGCUUGUUCCAAUUCUCUCUCCAGAACUUUGUUUCGAUCGGAGCCGUCACCCUAGCAGUCUUUGCGCUGUCCUUUGGUCCGUUUGCUCAGCAUCUGCCCCAGAUUCUUUCGAGGCUGUUCCCGUUCAAGCGUGGACUCUGCCAUGCCUACUGGGCGCCAAAUUUCUGGGCAGUCUAUUCGUUUGCGGAUCGACUUGCGCUCUUUGCCAUGAAAGCCUUCAAGAUUGGAGAGCCUGCAUCCAUCCCAUCCUUGACCCGUGGCCUGGUUGGCGAUACAAGCUUCGGGCUCCUCCCUGCGAUUCUGCCUAUUCACACCCUGGUGCUCACUCUGCUCGGACAGCUGCCCAUCCUCUUCAAGCUCUGGAGAAAGCCCACGCGCGAUACCUUUGUCGAGAGCCUGAUUCUCUGCGGAUUCAGUUCGUUCCUCUUUGGCUGGCAUGUCCACGAGAAAGCGAUUCUGCUUGUUCUUAUCCCAUUCAGCUUGAUUGCCCAUGAAUCGCAGCGACAUGCACGGACAUUCCUGGUUCUGGCCGGCGCGGGAUACGGAUCGCUCUUCCCGCUCAUCUACCAGCCCACCGAGCUUGUUACCAAGUUUGCUGUCCUUGGAUUGUACAUGUCGCUCAGCUACAGCCUGCUGUCUUUCCUGCUCAACCGAUCCACCGGCAGCCCACUCCGGCUCUCAUGGGCCGAGUCUGUUUAUCUCCUGGGCAUGGUCGUCCUCCAGAUCUACGCCGAAGUCAUCCAUCCCUUGCUCUUCUGCCACCUUGUAAACCUUGAGUUUUUGCCCCUGAUGGCGGUGUCAGUCUACUCGGCGGUCGGCGUCAUGUAUGCUUGGUUCAGGUUUUACUGGGACACACUGGUCCUCUCCAAGGACAAAUCGGAGUAAGCCAUGCCCAAGAAUCACAUAUGAAGGGCCGCUCUGAGGGGACGAGUGUUGCAGUGGUACAGAUUGUGGAGGCAGAUGUAUUCCUCGGUGAUUCGGUCACAGAAACCCGCU